UUCCUGCUUCUCCUCAGCCGCCAGCGGAUCCGGCAGCGCUGGACGAGGGCGGGUACCUGGACACAGGCCAGCCCAAGCUCCGGCGCGAUUUGGGAAGGGGCUUCAGCCCGGAGGGCGCUGCCAGGGCGGUGACAGUGGCGGUGCCAGCGCAGCCGGGGGGUGGCCCUGGGGACAUGCGACAGCAGCUGGCGGACCGCGAGCGGGCGCUGCAGCUGGCGCGGGACACGAUCCAGAUCCUGCAGGCCAAGGUGGCGCGGCUGGAGCAGCUCCUGCUCCUCAAGAACCUCCGCAUCGACGACCUGAGCCGGCGGCUGCAGCAGCCCCAGGGCCCCCGCCGCUGACAGGCGACAGCGACACCGCCGCCGGCAGGCGACAGCGACACCGCCGCCACCGCGCGGUGGCACCGCCGUGGUGGCACGGGGACAGCCCGGUGGCUCCCGGUGGCUCCCGGUGGCCCCCGGUGGGGCCCGGCUCGCCCCGAGCCCCGCGCGGCUGCGGAUUAAAGAGAUGGAUCUUGGCGGGAAUUCCCGGACGAUGCCCCCCGGCCGCUGACACUGGCGACAGCGACAUCGCCGGACAGCGCAGGGGACAGAUGGCGACAGCCAGCAAGGGCAGCAAGGGGAAGGGGACAGGAGUGCGCUUCACCCCCGAGGGGACCCAGGGCCACCCCCAGGAGGGGACACAGGGCCACGUCCACUUCCAGGAGCAGCUGCACGACUCGGCCGUGAUGGUGACACAGGACAAGGACGGCCACUUCCUGGUCAAGGUGGGAUUCCUGAAGAUCCUACACAAGUACGAGAUCACCUUCCAGCUGCCCCCCGUGCCGAACCUGGGCAAGGACAUUUGUCCCCUCCCCGUCCCCAACCCCAACCUGCGCGUCAUCAGUGUCACCUCCCUGCCAGAAGGGCACAGCGUGCGCUGCGAGUACACGGCGCACAAGGAGGGGGUGCUGAAGGAGGAGCUGCUCCUGGCCGGACACAGCCCCAGCCACAUCAAGGUCACCGUCCAGGCCCGGGUCAUGGACCGUCACCACGGGACGCCGAUGCUCCUGGACGGGGUGCGCUGCGUGGGAGCCGAGCUGGAAUACGACUCGGAGCAGAGCGACUGGCACGGCUUCGACUGACCCCAAACCCCACCCCGGGGGGACCCCAAAGCCCCCGAAGCACAGGACGGUCCCCAAAGCGGGCGGGGGGGACCCCCUUGUUGCUGCUGCCGCUGCUUCGCCCUCGCCCCGCAGCCCCGGGGGGUGUUUUGGGGGAAUUGUGCCUCUUGGGGUGGGAAUCUUCCUCUUUUCUGGGGUGGGCGAGGAAUUUUGCCUGUGGAAUGUGGGGUGGGAGCGGGGAGUCCCCCGUGGCUUCGGGGCUGGGGCCGCGUCCCCCGGCUGUGUCCUUGUGUUGCUGCCGGCGCCUCUUUUUUGUUUUUUGUUUUUUGUUUUUUUCUGUUUUUCUCAGAUUUUUCCUGGGUUUUUUUCUCCUCUUUUCCCAUUUUUUUUUUUUUUUUCCUCGUGGUGCAAGGACCAGGAGCAGUUUCAGGAGGUUUUAUAUGCCUACAUAUAUAUAUAUAUAUGUAUAUAUAUAAAUAUAAAGCUAUCUUACA
Messenger RNA from Vidua macroura (Pin-tailed whydah), 1596 nucleotides. It is a transcript of the gene ADISSP, whose product is annotated as adipose secreted signaling protein. The coding region runs from base 593 to 1123 and encodes 176 amino acids. The record is from RefSeq and is a predicted model, not a curated record. NCBI's taxonomy places the organism in Eukaryota, Metazoa, Chordata, Aves, Passeriformes, Viduidae. The transcript is spliced from 9 exons.